Messenger RNA from Elephantulus edwardii (Cape elephant shrew), 633 nucleotides. It is a transcript of the gene METTL26, whose product is annotated as chromosome unknown open reading frame, human C16orf13. NCBI's taxonomy places the organism in Eukaryota, Metazoa, Chordata, Mammalia, Macroscelidea, Macroscelididae. The coding region runs from base 1 to 633 and encodes 210 amino acids. The transcript has 6 exons. The record is from RefSeq and is a predicted model, not a curated record.
AUGUCGGGUGCUGGGCUACCUGGGGUGUCUGGGGCGGCUGAGAGGAAUAAAGAGCCUAUUCUGCAGGUACUGAAGCAUUAUGUAGACCCAGCCCAGCGCGGCGUCCGCGUUCUCGAAGUGGCCUCCGGCUCUGGCUUGCACGCGGCCUACUUUGCCCGGGCCUUCCCCCACGUGGAGUGGCAGCCGUCGGAUGUGGACCAGCGCUGCCUAAACAGCAUCUCAGCCACCACUAAGGCCCAGGGGCUGACGAACGUGAAGGCCCCGCUGUACCUGGAUGUGACCUGGGGCUGGGAGCAGUGGGGCGGGAUCGGCCAGCAGUCUCUGGACCUGCUGCUUUGCAUCAACAUGAUUCACAUCAGUCCACUGCGCUGCACCGAGGGACUGUUCAAGGCGGCUGGGCAUCUACUCAAGCCUAAGGCGGUGCUGAUCACCUAUGGGCCUUACUCAGUCAACGGGACCAUUACUCCUCAGAGCAAUGUGGAUUUUGACCUCUCCCUCAGACAGAGAAACCCGGAGUGGGGACUGCGGGACACGGCCUUCCUGCGACACUUGGGUCAGACCAGCGGCCUGCUCCUGGAGCGAAUGGUGGACAUGCCUGCCAACAACAAGUGCCUGAUCUUCCGAAAAGAAUGA